AUGGAGAGUGCCUACAUGGAGUGUUUUGUCUGCCAAGUGGAUGAGUUUAAACACACAUCAAAGAGGAGAUUCCAGGUACAUGACCAUGACAUUGUGAUCAUUCAACAACAAGGGAACUUUUUUGCCCUCGAUAGCUUUUGUUAUCAUGCAGGGGGACCCUUAUACAUGGGAGAUAUUGAGGACUUCAAUGGGCUCUCUUGUUUGGUUUGUCCUUGGCACAAAUAUAAAGUCCACAUAGAGAGUGGAAACAUGAUGUACCAGUCAAUAGAUCCUCAUAAUCCGAAGAAACCCCCAGUGUGGAAAAGCAGUGGCCAAAAGCAGCGACUACAUCGAGUUACAGUACGGGACAAAAGUUUGUAUGUCACCUUCACAGACUGUACGGGGGACCUCCAGUCAGACCAGUAUAACACCAAGGAGUACCGACAGAAAUGGAAAGAUAGUAGUUAAACCCAUACAAGUGAUAUCAACCAACCGUACACGAAAUGUCAAAUAUUUUUUUUAUCCUAUUUAAGGGAUCACUGUGGUACACCAAAAACUGUGGGAACUUGGAAUCCUUCAGUGCUGUACUUGGCAGCAUACCUUGUCCACAGAGGUUUAGGUACUGAUUGCCCAUGCCAUCACCAGUACCAAUACCAGCCUUUACACAUUAAUCCAUGCUUUACUCAGCAGCAUACGAUGUCCCCAGAGAUUUGGAUACAUGACCAUCCAUGUCAUCAGCAUAGCCAAUGUUGAAAAAGUGAGACAAUACAAUACGUUCAACAGUUCUGGAACAUUUGAAUCUCUCAUUGCUUUUUCAUAAAAAAACUUGCAAAUACUCCUUAUAGAAAUGAAAGAUUGUAUGAAGUUAAUGAAACUUGGAAAUUAUAAACUGUAUAUAACAGGUACCAAUUACCUGCCUUUAAUUCUUGAUUAAAAUUAAUAUAAAGUGAUGUCAUGUUGGCAUGUUCAACACUGUAAAACAUUAAUAAAUAACCAAUAAAUAAAUAAAUGAUGAAAUAAAGAGAUGAAACCCAAAAUUUUAAUUGGUCAACUUUAUUGGUCACACAACUGCACAGCUUGAAGUGUACCUUAAUCAAUGACUAAUAACAAGCAUAGGAACUUUAUACACAUACAUAAUGCAGAACAUCAUAUGUAAUAUCGUA
Saccostrea cuccullata (small rock oyster) is the source of this 1142-nucleotide messenger RNA. Its product is annotated as Rieske domain-containing protein-like. The record is from RefSeq and is a predicted model, not a curated record. The transcript is spliced from 5 exons. Gene Ontology annotation, molecular function: 2 iron, 2 sulfur cluster binding. NCBI's taxonomy places the organism in Eukaryota, Metazoa, Mollusca, Bivalvia, Ostreida, Ostreidae. The coding region runs from base 1 to 447 and encodes 148 amino acids.